CACCCCUGAGGACCCCCGAGAGACGGGGCCCCGAGCCGAGGAACAUGGAGGAAGAGCCCCUUACUGGACCCCAGAAAGUGCUGAUCCGGGACAGCUGGCAGAUAGUGAGCCAGGACCAGAUACACCAUGGCACCGUACUCUUCACCAGGUUGUUCGAGUUGGAGCCGGACUUAGUCUUCCUCUUCCAAUACAAUUCCGCUCACUUCUCCACCGUCCAGGAAUGUCUGAGCUCCUCCGAGUUCAGCGAACACAUCCGCAAGGUUAUGACUGUUAUAGACGCCGCGGUCAGCAGCCUGGACUCCCUGACGUCUCUGGACGAGUAUCUGACCGGCCUCGGCAGUAAACAUCGGGUGACCGGCGUCAAGCUGGAAUCAUUCAAGACGGUGGGCGAGUCGCUGCUCUUCGCUCUGGAAUCCGGAUUGGGAGAAUUGUUCACAGCCGAGAGCCGCGCGGCGUGGAGCCGGCUGUACGGCGUGGUGGUGGGCGCCAUGAGCCGUGGCUGGUGCAGAGGGCCGUGA
Nanorana parkeri is the source of this 518-nucleotide messenger RNA. RefSeq names its product neuroglobin (gene NGB). The record is from RefSeq and is a predicted model, not a curated record. Gene Ontology annotation, molecular function: heme binding; oxygen binding. The coding region runs from base 45 to 518 and encodes 157 amino acids. NCBI's taxonomy places the organism in Eukaryota, Metazoa, Chordata, Amphibia, Anura, Dicroglossidae. The transcript is spliced from 4 exons.